AUGACCGUUGGAACAAAGUCCCGCGCAUCGUACUGGGCCAAGCGACUCGAAUGCCCUGUCGACGAGAAUGCCAACUACCGCAACACGUUUUGGUGCAACCGCGACUUGAUCCCGAUCCCUGAAGAUAGGAGAACCUGGACGUGGCAAGGUUUCGCUGGAUACUGGGUGAUCUGCGGCAUCAACACGACAGCAUGGACGGCCGGCUCAACACUGUUAUCGCUGGGCUUAAGCGCACCUCAAGCCAUAGGUUGCAUGGUUGGAGUGGCCUUGAUAUCCGCUCUCGUCGCUGUCCUUGCAGGAUGGCCGGGAAGCCACCUCUACUUAGGAUUCACCGUUCUCUCCCGGGCGUCGUGGGGAAUGAGAGGUGGUUUCUGGCCAGUCCUUAACCGUAUUGUGACAGCAUGCGUCUGGAUGGGCAUACAGGCGUACUGGGGUGGACAAGCGGUCAAAAUCAUCCUCAGGGCCAUCAUCGGACACAAGUUCCGCGACUUACCAAACACACUCCCGGUGUCAUCCAACACCGACACAGCCAGCCUGAUUUCCUUCUUCGUCUUCAUCAUCAUCUUCCUGCCCCUCCCCUUGAUCCCGCCUGAGAAGCUGCAGCUACCCUUUCGGAUUGUUUUCGUUAUGAUCACAGUGACAAUGUUUGGCAUGGUAGGCUGGUCCGUCCACGCCGCCGGCGGCGCCGGAAUCUUGAUGUCGACGCCAGCGACAGGCUCCGGCUCCGCGCUCAGCUGGGCUGCUGUCUUUGGCCUCCAAUCUAUUGUCGGGUCGCAGGCCAGCGGCUGCCUAGGCCAGUCCGAUUGGACCCGUUAUGCCAAGACACCCAACGCUGCGUUAUUCGGGCAAUUCAUCUGCGCGCCAAUCUUCAUCGUGGUGACGUCUGUGUGCGGGAUUAUCAUCACGAGCGCUGCGGCUACCAUCUAUGGGGAGUACAUCUGGAACCCAUUUGAGCUGCUCUUAACGGUGCAGGAGCACUCGAUGACACCGGCAGCUAGGGCAGGGACGUUCUUUGCCGGUCUCGGAUUCUUGGUUGACCAGCUUGCCCUGUGCCAAAUGUUGAACGGCAUUUCAACGGGUAUGGAUAUGGCGGCCCUUUGUCCGAAGUGGAUCAACAUCCGGCGAGGAUGUUACAUCCUGACAGUGAUUGCAAUCGCGAUCUGUCCUUGGAACUAUGUGACCAAUCCAGGGACUUUCAUCACCGUGCUUAGUGGUUGGAGCGUGUUUCUCAGCCCUAUGACUGGGAUCGUUAUCUCUGACUAUUUUCUUGUUCGACGAGGUCAAUACCACAUCGGCGAUAUGUACAUGGGGAACAGCCGUAGCGCGUACUGGUAUGAUUACGGAUUUAAUUGGAGGUGUUUCGUAGCUUGGAUACUGGGCAUGGCUCCACUACUGCCUGGCUUCGCACGCGCAGUACAAGGCGUCUCAUCUGGUAGUGGAUGGGACCAUCUGUACCAAAUAUCGUAUUUCUACGGGUUUUGUGUUGCCUUGACUAUGCACUGGCUGCUUCAUGCCAUAUUCCCAACGGCAAGGCAGCGUGGCAGCUCGCCCUUCGUGCUGGAGGCACAUGCGGAGAUGUUGCAUACUGCGGAAAGUGACGCGGUCACAGUGGAUAGCUCAGAGGAGGAGAGAAAGGUGACCACUGCACGCCGAGAACGUGACCUGGAGGGGCAAGAAACUUGA
Molecule: messenger RNA, 1683 nt
Organism: Diaporthe amygdali
Lineage: Eukaryota; Fungi; Ascomycota; Sordariomycetes; Diaporthales; Diaporthaceae
Exons: 4
Coding region: 1-1683 (560 amino acids)
Biological process (GO): transmembrane transport; nucleobase transport
Cellular component (GO): plasma membrane
Molecular function (GO): nucleobase transmembrane transporter activity
Source: RefSeq, a predicted model, not a curated record